GGCAACUCGGCGCCUCCUAGCAACCGUGCUCAGCCCUGCCAUGGCGGCCGCGAGUCCCAGCGUCUUCCUGCUCAUGGUCAACGGGCAGGUGGAGAGCGCCCAGUUUCCUGAGCACGACGAUCUCUACUGCAAGUACUGCUUUGUGUACGGCCAGGACUGGGCCCCCACGGCGGGGCUGGAGGAAGGCAUCUCACAGAUCACGUCCAAGAGCCUGGAUGCGCGGCGAGCGCUGGUGUGGAACUUCCCCAUUGAUGUCACCUUCAAAAGUACCAACCCCUAUGGCUGGCCACAGAUCGUGCUCAGCGUGUACGGGCCGGAUGUGUUCGGGAACGAUGUGGUCCGAGGCUACGGGGCAGUGCACGUGCCCUUCUCUCCUGGCCGGCACAAAAGGACUGUCCCCAUGUUCGUCCCCGAAUCUACGUCCAAACUGCAGAAGUUCACCAGCUGGUUCAUGGGACGGCGGCCCGAGUACACAGACCCCAAGGUGGUGGCUCAGGGGGAAGGCCGGGAAGUGACCCGCGUCCGCUCCCAGGGCUUCGUCACCCUCCUCUUCAACGUGGUGACCAAGGACAUGAAAAAGCUGGGCUAUGACACCGGGCCUCCAGACACACAGGGGGUCUCGGGGCCCAGCCCGCCCCAGGGCCUCCCCACCUGAAGGCAUCGGCCCCCCGCUGCCCACUGGGACGGCUGUGCGGUCGCACAGGCCUGCGACCAUCUGCUUCAAGUGCAGCCACUGGGUAGAGGGUGGAGAGGGGAGUUUUAUGUAAUAAAAGUGUCACCUUUUCACAGA
This is a messenger RNA of Camelus dromedarius (Arabian camel), 790 nucleotides long. It is a transcript of the gene B9D1, whose product is annotated as B9 domain containing 1. The record is from RefSeq and is a predicted model, not a curated record. NCBI's taxonomy places the organism in Eukaryota, Metazoa, Chordata, Mammalia, Artiodactyla, Camelidae. Gene Ontology annotation, biological process: cilium assembly. The transcript is spliced from 7 exons. Gene Ontology annotation, cellular component: MKS complex. The coding region runs from base 41 to 655 and encodes 204 amino acids.